AUGGAUCAACUCAAAGAAAAGACUUUUGUCAAUGAGAUCGAACUCGACAUGAUAACAGUGUUUGAUCGGGGAGAUAUUAAAGAUUUAAUCCAUAUGUUAACUUCUGAAUUGAAAGCCAAUGGGGCCAAGAUUCCCUACAUUUUCUUACCAUUUAGAGUCCAAAAUGAUGACAAAAAAUUGUCCUUCUUUUUACAAAAAGUGCUACAAAACUUGAAUAAUCCGGAGUUAGUGAAGAAGAUCAUUAAAAGAACAGAUUGCUUCACUUUGAUGUCAGCUCUCAAGUUUUUGUGGUGCCGUUUACCAGAUUCGUGUGUCAUUGGCUGGUCUUCUUAUGAGAAGUUCAAGACUUUGGAACAAAAGAAAAACUACCCAAAGAAUGCGUUUUUGGAAAUCAUGCCCACAUGUUUACCUUCAGCAGAUCAUGCAUCGAUAGUUUACGAUUUCUUGGACCUCUUGGUGAGAGUUGCCGCUUAUACCAAAGAAAACCAUUUAAGUGGGAGAAAAAUCUCUAAGUUGGCUGGUAUUUGGGCAUUCUCGGGAAUGGUUCCAAAGUCCUUGAAAGAAUCAACUAAUUUCUCUUUGGGUUUCGAUUAUGAUGGGCUGAGCAAUUCAUUUAUCGAUGGUUUAGAGGCAUGGUUACCAGCGUCGGAGGCGAUGUUCCAUUUGCUAUUGGCCUUUUUAAGGUCAAUGUUGCCCUCUGAUUCCAAUGCAAAAGUCAAAAUUCAAAGAUCCUUACAAACAUUAUUGGCCAGUAAUCCCUAUCCCCCAGAAAACAGCUUGGCAUCAUCGCAUUUGACAUCGAUGCCAUUAAUCACAAUUUAUAGUAAAAAAUUAUCCCUGGACCCUGUGGAAUUACUUGCAAGAACUUCUAAGACAUUGUCAUUUGACAAACCCGACUAUUUCGAAGCAAAAGAAGACUAUUUAGUAUUGAAGUACCUAUUACAAGAUCCGGAUGAAACCAUCAUUGAAAAAUUGACCCCUGAAUCAAGAAAAAUAGUUGAUAAAUUAUGUACCGACAAGAAAUAUUUUAUGUUGAAGAAUGGCUGGUUUCAAAAUCAGAAUUCCGAAGAUUUAGGAGAGUUUAACGUUCAUAAAGCUUCAGUGUCUAGAAUCGCCAUUGAUGAUUACUAUAUAUGGACCUGGAUGUCGAGUAUAUCUUCUGAAUCAUCUGAUCAAGUUAGGAAAUUAUUUGGUAAAUCUUUAGUUGCUGAAUUUGAAUUCCAGAAAAAUCAAGUAAAAUGGCUAAUCAUUCAAGAAUGUGAAAUUGAUGAUGAAGAAGAUGAGGAUGAAAUGCAUGGACAGGCAGAUGUGUUAUAUGCCAGUCAAGCAUCUUCUGCAGUUCCUGACUCACUUUACAGCGAUUCAAUUCAACCUAGCACAAAUAUUGAAUUAUAUAAUCCUGACGCUCGGAACUCGCAUGGCGCUUCUACGAGCCUGAGGACUAUCAAGGCCGAUUCACCAAGUAGACCCCCAGAAGUCCCAACCAAGAAUUCUCCAAAAAGGGCAUCGCGACCUCCGCCGAGUAAUGAUUCACCAACAAGAUCAAUAGAAGAAAACGAGGAUUAUAGUCAAGGAUACUAUCAUCAACCUCAUCCAGUCAGGAGAAAACCUCCGCCAUCGGGUCAACAGGCUCCUCUCCCUCCUCCUCAACAGCAACACCCGCAGCAGCAGCCAGCAGGACAACAAUAUAGGCAGCCAGCACCAAGAGGACCUCCUCCUCCACAACAACAGCAAGAAUACUAUUACGAUUAUAACCAGGGAGAUUACUAUUACUAUGAUCAGGGAUACUAUCAACAUCCACCAGCUUCGGCGCCUCCGCAAGGUUACGCUUCACCGGCCCCUCAUCCAGUAGGAAGAUAUUCUCCAACAAGACAAGGUCCUCCUCCUCCUGGUGCCUAUAGAGGUCCUCCUCCUCCUCCUCCUGGUGCAUACAGAGGUCCUCCUCCUGGGUAUAGACAUAAUCCGCCACCAGGACCAGGUUAUCACCAUCCUCCUCCGGCCCAGUAUACCAGAUACGGUCCUACUGCAGCCAAUAAUCCCCCACCGGCUUCUACCAACCAACAAAAGCAGGUCAAUACCAGUGACGCUGCUAUUGCAAACAUGCCGACCCCUGCAACAAGUGGGUUCAAUAAGUUGCACGGACCAACUUCAAAACCUGCAGACAAAAAAGCCUUGAGAAGUGCAUUUGUUAGUGGUGAUUUUGGUAUCUAA
Saccharomycopsis crataegensis is the source of this 2211-nucleotide messenger RNA. RefSeq names its product Msb1p (gene MSB1). NCBI's taxonomy places the organism in Eukaryota, Fungi, Ascomycota, Saccharomycetes, Ascoideales, Saccharomycopsidaceae. Bases 1 to 2211 code for a protein of 736 amino acids. Gene Ontology annotation, cellular component: cellular bud neck; cellular bud tip. The record is from RefSeq and is a predicted model, not a curated record. The transcript has a single exon.